Dermacentor albipictus is the source of this 678-nucleotide messenger RNA. NCBI's taxonomy places the organism in Eukaryota, Metazoa, Arthropoda, Arachnida, Ixodida, Ixodidae. The record is from RefSeq and is a predicted model, not a curated record.
GUCCCACGCCUGCAAGUAUUCUGCACCGACGCUUCACCCGACAAGCAGACGACCGGCGGAACAAAGCAGACGGAGGCAGUGCCGUCGCAUCGUUCUGCACCUGGCAUACAACACUACACUCCCCGGCUCUCGAGAACAACGCGAGUACAGUGGUGGUUUGCCUUUGAAUGCAAGCAAGCCCUUGCCGCUGCCUUGAAACGAGCGACGGUGUGAUCGUUGGUGCGUGGGUGUUUCGGUACAGUUGGCGAUCUGUUCGCGCUGCGUGGCUAGCCGGGUGCUUUUGGAGUACGGACGCACAGAACAGACGUUUGACGGAGGUACCUGUUUACGCGGUGGGGGAAAAGAAAAGGAAAAUGAGCGGCCACCUCGGAGACCUGAGCCCAACACAGGAGGCAGCACUCCGAAGCUUCAGGGAGGCGGUUGGAGACGUACUGAAGCCCGAGCAUGACGACCGCUACCUCCUUCGAUGGCUCAGAGCCCGGGACUUCAACCUCAACAAAGCCGAACAGAUGCUGCGGACGCACGUCGAAUGGAGGAAGCAGUUUGGCACCGAUGACGUCAGGAAGUGGCCAGAGUCACCAGAGGUUCUGCGCAAGUACUACCCUGGUGGCUUCGUGGGCCACGACCACGAGGGUCGACCGGUGUCCAUCAUCACGCUCGGCAGCUGCGACCUUAAAG